Messenger RNA from Cynoglossus semilaevis (tongue sole), 8051 nucleotides. RefSeq names its product adhesion G protein-coupled receptor B1-like. Gene Ontology annotation, cellular component: postsynaptic density; plasma membrane; dendrite. The coding region runs from base 2694 to 7265 and encodes 1523 amino acids. The transcript has 32 exons. Gene Ontology annotation, biological process: negative regulation of angiogenesis; cell surface receptor signaling pathway; adenylate cyclase-activating G protein-coupled receptor signaling pathway. Gene Ontology annotation, molecular function: G protein-coupled receptor activity. NCBI's taxonomy places the organism in Eukaryota, Metazoa, Chordata, Actinopteri, Pleuronectiformes, Cynoglossidae. The record is from RefSeq and is a predicted model, not a curated record.
AAACAGUACAGAAUCGUCACCAAGGCCAAACAGUCCAUGUAAUGUAUUUAAAAGGAAGUGGAAGUGUAGCCGUUUACAGUAAAGAUCAUUUGCUAAUAACUCUGUUAUAUGUUCACUGACUGUAGCAAUGGUACUGAUGAUUCAAAACUGCGGUGGACUUUGUCACAAAAAUUCAUAUUGUUAACCAGAAAGUGUUUCUCUAUAAAUAAUCUGUCAUUGGUGAUUUAUUUAAUUUAUAUUCUUAUCAUAUUAGUAACACACACAAAUUUUAGAAUUGGGAACAUUUAAAUUUUAAUAAUUAUACUAUUCUCAUGGCCUCUUGCAAAAAGAACUUUGGUUGGUUUACAGUGAACAGUACCAGUCCAAGUCUUUGAGUGAUCGCCUCAAAUGGUUGUAAAUAGUUGUUUCUUGAUAAAAGACACAGAUUGAAGGAUAUUUACAGGAUGUCUAGUCGGUGCAGGACAAUCUCUGUAAUGGUUCAAAAUUGUGUUCAGUGUGUAAUGGGUAUGUGCUGAAAAUAGAUUCAUGUUUCCGUCCUGAGGGGUCACCUUAACCCUGCGCACUGCCAGGUCAAGUCAGAAUCCUCCAUCCUGAAACACCACCAAUCCUCAUUGUCCUGCCGACUCCUCCUGAGCUUGUGCAGCAUGUCGUGUGUUCAAAGGCACCAGGAUGUGGGACCUGAACAUGCCAACACUAACACAAGCACCGCAUGACUCCUCACUCCCACUGCUGCGUGUUUGCGUGAGGAAUCCCAUAGAGGACGAGGACGAGAUGGAUGGAAUCAUCUCAUCUUCUCUUGUCCUCUCGUCCUGACUCAUGUGCUUGGAACAGCAGGCCCAUUUACUCAUUAUGGUUAUUUUUCUCUCUUUCUGUCUCUUCCGUAUCAGGGAGAGACACCGAGCCAGAAACACAACACACCAACAGGCGGACACCCACGUUAGGUUAUCCCUUCCACACUUCGAGAACUACCCAGAUCCACCCACCCACCUCCCAGAGGAGAAACUGUGAGGAGGUAGAGGAGGAUGUAGAGGAGGGAGGGAUGGGGAUUAUGGAGGGAGCUGACGCCUAUUCCUGUGAGUGUGUGUGUGUGUGUGUGUGUUGGUUUAAGUCAGUGUGUUUUGUAGAGAAAGAGACAGAUAGUCACAAGGAGGAAAGGAGGGAGGGAAAAGGGAGGGAGAGUGCGCACUCUCUGCGCCUCACCUCAAUUGGUUGUGGAGGUACCGUCACUAUGACAGGCACCGGAAGGAGCGCUUCAUACAUUACAGUAUUCUUUCUGCACGUUUGUGUCUGCAACACACAGCACAAGGUUGUUUUUUUUCUACCUGAUCUGCAAGUACACAAAUUAUUAACCCUUCAUGGACUUAUGUUAAAAUCACGUGGACCACCACAAUGAUCAGUGAACCUGAUUAUAUUCAAAGUCACUCAUUUAUUAAAUAACAUUAUUCAAACAAUGCAUCAUUACUUAUAUAAAAUGUAUAUCUUGUAUAUUGUACGUGUGUGUGUUCUAGUGUGUGUCAUCUAAUAAAUUAAUGUGAUAAGGAUUAAUUACAGAUUAAUAAUCUUAAUCUUGGGUAGGGAUGUCACGUAUUUUAGGGUUAUAGUUCAUGUUGAAGUUGUGAAAGGUGUGUGUGUGUGUGUGUGUGUCAUAUUCACACAGAAACAGAAACUCUUCUCACCGGUAGUCUGUGGCUGUGCAAAGUUUGGUCAUCUCUCUCCCUCAACCCCUCCCUCCUCCGAACACUGACACACACUGUCUCCUUCACACACACACACACACUUGGCUCUGUCUAACUCGCUUUCACGCGAACGCGCCCGCAUGCACGACCGCACACAUUCGCGCUUCCCCCGUAUCCACCCCUCCCUUCGUCUCGGCGCUGUCCAUGGUGCUGCCUCAUUCACUCUAGUACGCCAUCCACGCACUGACUCCAUCAUGAGGCAGAGAAGGAGGGAGGGGGCGGGGUUGGAUAAAUAGCUCCAGAAGCAGGCCGAGAGCUACACUGAGACUGGACCCACUUGCAGUGCAAAGACCACAAGCAAGAAGACUCCGAAGCCGGGAGUAGAAGUACCAACAUUUUAUUCUGGAGCUUAGAAAGCGAUCCUCGGAGGACUGUCCUCGCUGGAGCUCCGGUAGAAACCAAUUUGUCACUCCGCUAUACGCCAGCCUUCGUCUGGAUAUAGCUGCUUAAACAAAGUUGGUAGUAAACUCUUUGGAGUUUGGUUAGAGUCACAUUAUCUAUUUCUUUGCUUGUGAGAGUGGACUGCACUGAAACUUUGGGUCGACCCUGCGCGGUCGGUCUGUCUUGGACCUGGCGCAUUCUUUCCGCCGCUUCGAACGCUGCGAAAGUUUUUGGCCAGAGCGCACAAGUUGCGAAGCCGAGUCAGACUUUUUGAGGUUCACACAGCAGCUGCUGUAACCGAUCACCCAGAUAGAUCCACGAGACCCCUGGGCCACCGGACAGAGAGCCGCUGACGGGAUCUCAAGGAAAACCCAAAUCGAGCUCCCCUCCUGAAACAGACAUGACAGACUGUCUGAAGCUGUAAAAGCUAUAAUCCAUCAGCUCUUCAGAGGGGUGCAAGAUCAUUCAGAAGAUCUGAAAGAAGUGCAGUAACUUGCAAGAAAGAAGUUAGAAAAAAAAAUCCAGUUAAAAAAAAGUCAUCAGAGAAACAUCAGAAUCUCUAACGAAGCCGACCCAAUGGCGUGGUCACCACUUGCCGGCCCUUGUGUGGCCUUCCUCUUAGUCCUUUUUGGUUUGACCUCAUGCACUCCCUCUGGACCAGCCUCCGCCACCUGCGCCACCCUGGAGCAGAGUCGUUUCUUCGGCGUGUUCUCCUCCACGACCACCUUCCCUUCCUCACCCUGCUCCUGGACCCUGCAGAAUCCUGACCCACGCCGCUACACUGUUUACAUGAAGAUCACCAAACCCACCGACUCCUGCGUGCCUCGCCAGAUCAGGACCUUCCAGUUCGACUCCUUCAUCGAGACCUCCCGCACCUACCUGGGCAUGGAGAGCUUCGACGAGGUGGUCAGGCUGUGUGAUGCUUCCACUACUGUCACCUAUCUGGAGUCCACCAAGCAGUUCCUGCAGAUCCGCAAGGUGGCACCAAGGAUUGGGCUGGAGGUCGCGGCAGAGAGCGACGUUAAUGAUUUCAAGGCCGAAUUUCUGGUUGUGGGAAAAAGGAAUCCCAGCAUGCCUGCCUGCCAAAUGCUGUGCCAGUGGUUGGAGAAAUGCCUGUCAAGUAGCACCCAUGAUUAUCCCUGCGGCAUCAUGAACACACCCUGCCAGUGCUGGGAGGCUCCAAAGAGGAAACCAGGAAGCUGCUACAGAGGUGGUGUCUACGUGGAGAACUGUGUUACUAUCCCCAAAGACAACGGACGGGACGCUGAGAUUAUCAAAGGCUGGGCCGGUUGGGGUCGCUGGUCUGCCUGCAGCCAGGAGUGCGACGGUGGAGUCCAGGUGCGUAGCCGAGGCUGCCAGCCCGAGGAGGAAGUGUGUGAGGGAACAGUUGAGGAAGGCCGAGCCUGCAACCCCCAGCCCUGCAUUGGCAAAGAACGCAACAGGAGCCAGGGUCUGAGGGCCAUCAUUGGUUCGAGAAGAGAAGGUGAUUCCAACCCGGGAGUUGUUGCCACCCAAACAGAUGCUAAGAAUGACGAGUGGUCAUCAUGGAGUGCAUGCUCAGUCACCUGCGGUGAGGGCUGGCAGAGUCGCACUCGCCUCUGCGCUACUUCCUCCUUUACCACCCAGUGCACCGGGCCCCUGCGUGAGAACCGGCCUUGCAACAACACAGUCGUCUGUCCUGUUGAUGGUGCCUGGGAUGAGUGGACCCCCUGGAGCCUGUGUUCCUCCACCUGUGGCCGUGGCUACCGUGAUCGCAGCCGCUCCUGUAAGCAGCCCAAGAAUGGAGGAGAGCCAUGCAGGGGACCCACAAAACAAACUAAGUUCUGCAACAUCGCUGUCUGCCCAGUGGACGGAGCCUGGAACGAGUGGACCGCCUGGAGUGCCUGCUCCGCUUCCUGCUCCAACGGCACCAUGCAGAGAACAAGGGAGUGCAACGGUCCAUCUUAUGGAGGUUCUGAGUGUCACGGAGGAUGGAAAGAGACGGCCAACUGCUUCCUGAAAGACUGUCCCGUUGAUGGACGCUGGCAUUCAUGGAGCUCAUGGAGCAGCUGCAGUAAGACAUGUGGUGGAGGCGUUCAGCAGAGGCAGAGAGUGUGUGAAGGGCCUUUCUUUGGUGGAGAACCCUGCCCUGGUGAAAAACAGGAACAGAAGCGGUGCAACGAGAAGAGAUGCCCUGAGCCUCAUGAGAUCUGCUCCGAGCAGAACACUGGAGAUGUUGUGUGGAAGAAAACCGCUGCUGGAGAAAUGGCUGCCAUCUCUUGCCCCACUGAUGCCUCAGGUAUGAUUCUGCGCCGCUGCACCCUGGACGCUGUAGGUCUGGCCUCCUGGGAGAACCCCACUUACAUCAAGUGUGUCUCCAAGAACUAUCAGAACAUUCAGAUGCUGUCCAGGGACUACAUCUCCAAAGUGCAGCAGGGCCAGAGUGUGGAUGGGGUCGCAGAAGUGAUUUCACGUCUGAGAUUUGCCUCAGAUGAUGGAACCAAGUACAGCGGCGACCUGUUGGCCAUUAUGGAAACCCUGAAGAACACCACUGAUCUGUACAACGUCACCAAGCAGAAGCUGAGCAACGCUGACGUGGUGAACUACGUCCAGACCAUCAGCAACUUGCUCAAGGAGGAACACCGUGACAAAUGGGAAGAAGUGCAGCUGAUGGGUGCCAGUGUUAAGGAGUUUUUCCGCCUGGUCGAGGACUUUGUGAACAUGAUCGGCAUGCAAAUGAGCGGCUUCCAGGACGUUUAUGAAGUCACCGAGAAUUUGGUUCUGAGCAUCCACAAGCGCCCUGCAACUGAACACACCAACUUCACCUUCCCUGUGAAAGGCUGGAGAGGCAUGUUGGACUGGGUCAGAACCUCUGAGGAGAAGAUCUCGGUGUCCCGCGAAGCUUUGUCGAUCAAACAGUCUGAUGGCAGUGAUGCUUUCGUGACCGGCAUCGUCCUCUACAGAAACCUCGCUCCUAUUCUGUCCUUCCAAAGCAACACAAGCCUGCUCAACUCCAAGGUGGUAUCAGUGAUCGUCAACCCUUCCACAUCUUUCCUGUCCUCCCCUGUGGAGAUCGAAUUCCCUCACCUUCACAAUGGAACCAUGAAUGAGACGUGCCUGUCAUGGGACGAGAGUGAUGCUUCGUCCUUGCUCGGCUCCUGGUCUGCUCGGAGCUGCAGAUCCGUCCCCGUUCAUUCAUUCAGAACCAAAUGCGUGUGUGACAGCGUCUCCACCUUCGCCAUUUUAGCGCGCAUCAACUUGGACUCGAUCAUGGACAAGGCACUGCUCCCAUCCGUGACCCUCAUCGUUGGCUGUGGGGUCUCCUCUCUCACUCUGUUGCUCCUCAUCAUCAUCUACGUCUCGGUUUGGAAGUACAUCCGCUCCGAGCGCUCCGUUAUCCUCAUCAACUUCUGCCUCUCCAUUAUUUGCUCCAAUGCCCUCAUUCUUGUCGGACAAACGCAGGCUCGCAACAAGGUGGUGUGCACUCUCGUGGCUGCUUUGCUGCACUUCUUCUUCCUCUCUUCUUUCUGCUGGGUGCUGACAGAAGCUUGGCAGUCCUACAUGGCUGUCACUGGUCGUCUGCGCAACCGCAUUAUCCGCAAACGUUUCUUGUGCUUGGGUUGGGGUCUGCCUGCACUGGUGGUGGGCAUUUCAGUGGGUUUCACAAAAGCGAAGGGAUACGGCACCGUCAACUACUGCUGGCUCUCUCUUGAGGGUGGACUCCUCUACUCCUUUGUUGGCCCGGCUGCAGCUGUUGUUCUGGUGAACAUGGUCAUUGGUAUUCUGGUCUUCAACAAGCUGGUAUCCAAGGACGGCAUCACUGACGUAAAGCUGAAGGAGAGAGCUGGAGCAUCACUGUGGAGCUCCUGUGUGGUUCUGCCUCUGCUGGCCCUCACCUGGAUGUCUGCCGUCCUGGCCAUCACCGACCGCCGCUCAGCGCUCUUCCAGAUCCUCUUCGCCGUGUUCGACUCUCUGGAGGGCUUCAUCAUUGUCAUGGUUCACUGCAUUCUGCGUAGAGAGGUACAAGAAGCUGUAAAGUGCAGGGUAGUCGACCGCAAGGACGAUGGCAACGGAGACUCUGGCAGUUCCCAUCACAAUGGCCACACCCAGCAUAUGCAGUCUGAAAAUGAAAAGGAUGGAGAGUCAGGCAGACAAGGAAUGAAGAGCUCCUCCGAAGAGAAGAUGCCUCCUCCUCAGCUGCCUCUGCCCAUGGGCCCCAACUUCCACACCCUACCAUCCAACCCCAGUAAGGGCCAUAUGCAGGCAGUUCCUGAAUAUUCCAGCCACACACUGACACUGAAGAGGGAGAAAAGCAGACUCACCGGUGGAGUCGACCCAACCUGCGGGAAACCCAUCUACGUCUGCGAGAGUGAGCUGUUCCAGCAGCUGGACGCUGAUCUCGCACGGGCUCAGGUCGAGGGCAGUGUCUCGGAUGGCAGCGGCUACGUCUGCAUGCCCAACACCACCUCCACGCUUAGGUCCAAGCCUAAAGACGAUCAGACAAAAUACAACAUUAGCGUGGACCAACUGCCACAGGCCAGACUGAUGCACCUUGGCGGACCCUUUGCUGAGCCGCAGACUGCCUUUGGAAUGAAGUCCAUCACUCCAGAUCAGGUCAGCGUAUCGUACUCAGAGAGGGACUCGCCGAUACAGAACAUCCACAACAUGUCCAGCGAGUCCCACAUCACCCACAGCAGCCUGGAGAACACGUUUGAGUCCAUGAACUCUAUGAUGUCCAAGAGUGAGACCAUCUCCACACUGUCUAUGAGCUCUUUGGAGAGACAGAAAUCUCGUUAUGCUGAGUUGGACUUUGAGAAAAUAAUGCACACGAAGAAACGCCACCAGAACAUGUUCCAGGACUUGAACAAAAGGCUACAUCACGCAGAGAAGGACAGGGAGUCGCCUGCUUCUGACAGCAAGUCUGUGAGAUGGAGUGUGUCCUCAGGAGGAAGUGACAAAACCAACCACAGCGACAAACAGCAAACGUCAUUGGAGAGGUCUUGGGAAGGAGUCCGGGGAAUUCCACAGUCACCCCCUGCCUGGGUGCGCAAAGACCUGGAGCCACUUGCUGCCUCUCCUCUGGAGCUGCACUCUGUGGACUGGGAAAAAACCAGCACCACAAUCCCUCUAGUGGGACAAGACAUUAUUGACCUGCAGACAGAGGUUUGAGGCGUUGUCCGGAAAAUCCACCUGAUUUCACCUCGGUCACCUUUUUGGUUUGGGAAUGCAAUCCUUUAAGGAUAGAGUAAAGGAAACCAAGAAAGGGAGUAAGUGAGAAAGUAGGCCACAGAAUCAAACGUCUUCAAAGCUUCAGUCAGAGCAGGAAGUAGCAGGGGGGGGUGGAAGAGAGGAGGUAGUGGUGGGAUGUUUAAUGUAGCUUCUCCAUGUGGACCUCACUCGUGUCAGAGAAUUCAGAUAGAGCGUAGGGUAAGUGGAGUGGACACCGCUUUCCUUGGACCCCGGACUGACUGUGCAUCAACACAGAGGUUCCUGAACCUUUCAGCCUGGGCUUCAGAAGAUGUGGUCAACAUGUCUGUGCUUCUUUUUUCCUUCAACUCAACUUUGGAGAAAAAUAUAUUGAUAUUCAAACGGCGACGUCCUCCCUGCUCCUCAGGAGGUACGACCGUAGAACUCUUGGCUGCUUCUUUUGCGGCCGAGUUACUAUCCAAAAUAGGACAAGGCUCGAGAGCUUAAGGGACCAGUUUCAAGUCCAACACUACACACUCUUUAAUGGGCGCACACAUUUUUGCUUCAUGCUGUGAGUUAUUUAUCGAUUUCUUUUUGUUUUGUUUUUUUGAGGAUUUAUAAUCGCUUCAUUCCUGGAACUGCAACAACAGAACUGAAGAACGUGCUGAUAUUGCUUCUCUUUGCUGUUUCCACCGUUGUUAUGAGUACUCCAGUGGUUGUCAGUGAUAAGAUUACUAUUGUUUCUGUCAUUUUCUUUUUAUUUAUUUA